This is a messenger RNA of Linum tenue, 1992 nucleotides long. Lineage: Eukaryota; Viridiplantae; Streptophyta; Magnoliopsida; Malpighiales; Linaceae. The record is from the annotation of a GenBank genome assembly.
CUUUCCCUCCACGUCUGCUCACGAAAAUCUUUGUGGGUCCCGCUCUCGUACGCACCAAUAACCGCCUCUCCCCGUCAGAAAAGUUCUGCAACAUUCUUUUCUUCUACAACCAAAAUCGUGCUGAGAAAGAAAUCCCAAAGGAAAAGGACAGAGCAGAUUUCCUCGACCCAAGCUCUUCGUUUCUUCGAGUUCUUUCUUCCAAUGGCGUCGCUGCUUAGCUUCCCAACAAGUUUCCUCUCCCCCCGGAUGAAUGAAGAACGGAGAAGUACUCGGUUGAUACUUCCCAACAACCGAAAGAAGAAGACCAGCGCUCUGCCUGGGCAGGAGAACGGAGUGCAGAAGGGGCUCGACGGAAGAAGAACUUGGGCAUUCUCCAUGUCCAAAGCUUCAGCGGGUGCAUAUUUCUACGAGGCUGACGUUGAAGGUGAUCCAAACGUGGAAGAUUCAGAGCCUCCUGAUCCUUUGGCUGGAGAGAAUGCCAUGAACGUCGUUUUGGUUUCUGCAGAAUGUGCUCCAUGGUCCAACACAGGCGAGCUUGGGGAUUUUGCUGCUUCAUUGCCAAAGGCUUUGGCUGGACGUGGACACAGGGUUAUGGUUGUUUCACCUCAAUAUGGUGAUUAUGCUGGGCUUGAGCACUCUGCAGUAAGAAAUAUGCUUAAGGUGGAUGGUGAGGACAUAGCGGUCACUUACUUCCAAGCCUACAUCGAUGGCGUUUGCUUUGUCUUGGUAGACUGCCCUUUGUUCCGUCACAUAGAGAGCAAUAUAUAUGGAGGACAGCGAAGGCAUCUUCUGAAGCGCAUGGUGUUAUUUUGCAAAGCAGCUGUCCAGGUUACUGGGCUUUUCCCCUUUGCUGGUUUUUUCUAUGGAGAUGCAAACUUGGUGUACAUUGCAAACGAUUGGCACACAGCUCUGCUUCCAGUUUAUCUGAAAUACUACCGCGACAAGGGGAUCAUGCGCUCAAAAUCCGUUCUCGUGAUUCACAACAUAGCUAAGCAGGGUCGGGGCCAGAUGGAGGAUUUCCGGUACGUGGACCUGCCGGCAGAGUACUCGAACCUCUUUACAUUCGACGACCCAACCGACGGCGGAGAGCACUUCAACAUCUUCGCCGCUGGUCUGAAGACGGCAGAACAAGUGGUAACAGGCAGGCACGGAGAGUCCUGGGAGCUGCAAACACCGGACGGCGGGCAGGGCCUUGACACCAUGAUAAAAGAGGUCGAGUGGAAGCUGAGUGGGAUAGCAAACGGCAUUGACAUCCAAGAGUGGGAUCCACGUCGCGAUCAUCACCUGAAUUCCCACGGCUACAGCAACUACUCACGGGAAACAUUUCGAAUUGGAAAACCAAAAUGCAAAGCGGCGCUUCAGAGAGAGCUUGGUUUGCCCGAGAGGCCGGGAGUUCCUUUGAUUGGCUUCGUUGGGAAGCUGGAUUGCAAGAAGGGCGUCGAUCUUAUAGCCGAGGCUCUUCCGUGGAUGGCAGAGCAAGAUGUGCAGGUUGUGUUGCUUGGCACAGGGAGGCAAGACUUGGAGCAACUGUUUCGAGAGUUGGAGCGCGAAUACGGGGACAAAGUCAGAGGGAUGGUCGGGUACUUCAGUGUGGAGACGGCGCAUCGAGUCACCGCCGGCGCGGAUAUCUUGCUGUUUCCGUCCAGGUUUGACCCGAGUGGGUUGAACCAGCUGUGUGCGAUGAUGUACGGGACGAUCCCUGUGGUUCAUGCCGGUGACGAUGGGUCGAGAGACACGGUUCGGACGUUCUUCCCGUUUAACGAUUCCGGGUUGGGGUGGAUGUUUGAUUCCGCUGAAUCGAGUAAGCUGGAACGUGCGCUGGGGAAUUGCUUGUGGGCGUAUAGAAUGUUCAAGGAGAGUUGGGAAGGGUUUCAGAUGCGCGGGAUGAGCCAGGAUCCGAGCUGGGAUCACGCGGCGGAGUUGUACGAGGAGGUUCUUGUAGCCGCUUGCGGCCGUCAGGCGUCGUCGUCAAUCGAGUAUGGUGAUUGGUGA